Molecule: messenger RNA, 606 nt
Organism: Loa loa (African eye worm)
Lineage: Eukaryota; Metazoa; Nematoda; Chromadorea; Rhabditida; Onchocercidae
Exons: 4
Source: RefSeq, a predicted model, not a curated record
GUAUCUUUAUUUGGGCUGCUCAGCAACGGUUUCUCACUUUACAUAACACGUACGAGAUCACUCUUCCGCAGUGCAUUUGGAGCUCUAUGCAGCAGCUAUCUAAUUUGCAACUUAGAAGCCAUAGUUUUACUUUUGAUAUGGUGUACUAUCGUCUUAAGCGUAAAACCUCCAACAUUAUCGUCAUCAACAAUUUUUUCCAUACGACGUAUUGGUGAACGGAGCGUGGUUUGGAUCGCUUUUUGUCGAUUGUGCGCUAUUGCAUAUCCAAUAAAAUACAAGGAACUAUGGUCAGAAACAAAGGCUUUCGCUGCUGGAAUCUUUUCAUGGACAGUAGGGACGUUCUUGUGCAUGUUACAGUUAUAUAAAGGAUGCUCAUUUGUAUUUAAUGGAAACUGGAACCAUAUCUUUUCCUACCAAAAUUCCUUCUAUGGUAAAAUAUGUGCCUGCACUGAUACCAUAAUAUCGAUAGGAAUAAUAGCGGCAACGGGAUGCAUUGAUUUCAUUACCUUAGUAAAAAUACUUGAAUAUCGCAGGACAAUUCGAGAAAAUAAGGUUUUCUCCGUUGUUAGUGUUAUCAAAGAACGAGACGUGUCAUUCUUCAAACAG